GCUCAAUCUCUCCCGUGGCCGUUCUAUAUUCUCCUUCUCUCCCCACACAUACUCUUAAUCGAUAAUCAUUGCCACGCAUGGCUUCGGGCAUGCUCCAGGACUCCCUUCCCUCCCCUCCCUCCACCUCGUCGGCUGGUCCGCGAUUCAGGCCCUAUGCCAGCCCCACCCACCAGGUCACCAAGGGCCGCUACAUCACCAGUAACGAUCCCAGAGGAUACAUUCCCGUCUACGAGUACCCUCUCAAUGGCCAGUGGAUCAUGAUGGACAUCGACGAUGGCUACAUCCUCUGGACAGGCAUCUGGAAAGCGCUCGGCAACUCCAAAGCCGACAUUGUCAAGAUGAUCGAUUCGGAGCCGGAUCUUGCAAAAGUCGUCCGCCGUGUGCGCGGCGGCUACCUCAAGAUUCAAGGAACGUGGAUGCCAUAUGAGGUCGCCAUGAGGCUGUCUCGCCGUGUGGCUUAUCCUAUCCGCGAUGAUCUCGUCCCCCUCUUUGGACCAACCUUCCCCAGCACAUGCAUGACUCCUGAGCAGCCCGGGUAUGGUCAGGUUGUCGUCUCCUCCACCCGCCGGCGAGCACGGCGUCCUGCCACGCAGCCUGCCGCUACGCCCUCGUCGGCACCCCUCGGUGCACCCUUGCCUGGUGCAGGACCCAGCCCAAACCUCAUGCGCCUCCCGCACUAUUCUCCAGCCCAGGCGUAUGCCUCGCCCACGGCGUAUCGCGAUCCGUAUCACGGACGGACCGUCAGCGUCAGCAACAGCUACCACAACGCUGCGCCCUCUUCCUACCCGCAGCACCAUCACCUGCAGCACCACCCAUCAUACGACCACAUGUCUCGCGAGCGCUCUCCACGGGAACGUGAGCGUACAAUGUCGCAGCUCCCGAUUCCGGGCCCGCCGUUGUCGACAACGCCAAGAUCGCGGUACUCGCCGUACCCGAGCAGCUCGAGGAAAAGGUCGAUUUCGAGCGAUCCGUCGCUCGCACUUGAUAUUCCUGCGUUGGCGCUGAGCGAUCGGGACGGGCGGUCAGAUCGUUUCCCCGGCGAGGAGAUUGUGUUGCCGCCGCUGAGAGGUGAUGGGCCGUUGAAGGCCUCACGCAAUGCGAGAGUGGUCAUGGCAGGUGGGGACGCUGGGAAGGCUGGGUAUGCGUUACCUCCGAUUUCGGCCCUUGAGGAUCUGCGUGGUAUUUCGACGCAUGAUUCGGCGAGGGUGCUGCAGAGGCUGAAGGCGGCGGACGAAGAGCGAGAUGUGGAGAUGUCAGUGUCUGACCGCGAGCGAGACAGGGAGUACGAAAGAGAGCGGGAGCGGGAGAGGUCGAGAGAGCGGGAGUACAGCUCGCGGCAGCGGCGGUUGUCCGUCCCACAAUACAGGUCGCCUCAAACGAGUGCAUCGGCCUGGCCACGUCCGACGACAUCGUCGUACUCACACCAGCAUUAUCCCUACCCGCCUUCACACCGCGACAACACCUACCUUCGUGCAUCCCCUUCAUCACACGAGGACUCGUCCGCAGGUGGUAUCUCGCCCGUUUCGCCCGCCACUCCACGGAGCGCCGAUCUCCCGCCCCCGCCGACGCUCGUGCAUCGCGCCUCGGGCUCGUCGACGAGCUCUGGCGGUGUCGCAUCCUCCCAUGACCGCCGACCGUCCUAUUCGUCUUAUGCUCAUGGUUCGGCUAGUUACCCAGCCCAUGUAGCUAAGGACCGCGUUGAAUCAGGGCUGCACAUCCUGAGCAAUGUCUCGGUGAGCGCGUGCCGCGCAUCCUGUGACGAAAGCCCGCAGGAACGGGGGCCUAUGAGGCCUUGGUAAGCAAGGCAAUCUUGCUAGCCUUGCGAUCCUUUACCUUUUCCGUUUCUUACUCGUUCUCGACUUCGUUCCCUUCGUCGUCGCAUAAUCCACCAUUUACACGGUUGCAUUGUUCAUAGUCCGUUAAUUCAGCUUCAACCCUACGCUACGUUCUAUGAUUCACGCUUUGGAUACCUCCAUUACCGCUGGCCUGUCAUUGUCAUUGUCAUCUCAUGUUCUAUGUUUUUGUUUCAUCUCUCGUCUCGUGCAUUGUUCUCGUUCUGCAUCUGUACUGUACAUUGCGCAUACAUACACACACCACAUAGGUUAGGACCAUGUCAAAUUUACUUUAUCGUUAUCCACUUCGCCUUUCGACGUCAUCCACUAACUAGUACCAGUAUACAUUGCAAUACGAUGCAAUUCCGUUCACAUGUCGCAUUCAUAAU
Coniophora puteana RWD-64-598 SS2 is the source of this 2221-nucleotide messenger RNA. RefSeq lists its product as uncharacterized. Gene Ontology annotation, cellular component: SBF transcription complex; MBF transcription complex. Lineage: Eukaryota; Fungi; Basidiomycota; Agaricomycetes; Boletales; Coniophoraceae. The record is from RefSeq and is a predicted model, not a curated record. Gene Ontology annotation, molecular function: DNA binding; transcription regulator activity. The transcript has 9 exons. The coding region runs from base 78 to 1799 and encodes 573 amino acids.